Spinacia oleracea (spinach) is the source of this 1862-nucleotide messenger RNA. RefSeq lists its product as uncharacterized. The record is from RefSeq and is a predicted model, not a curated record. NCBI's taxonomy places the organism in Eukaryota, Viridiplantae, Streptophyta, Magnoliopsida, Caryophyllales, Amaranthaceae. The transcript has 10 exons. Bases 225 to 1244 code for a protein of 339 amino acids.
ACAAACCCCGCAAAAUCUUGUUGACUCUGAAAGCAUCGCCUUACUAACCCCCAACAAACAAACAGACAAUCGAGAAUUCCAUUACCCAUAAACGUCACCUUCUCACCUUGUUUCGCACAACCUUCCCUGCUGCUGUCGUCACACUCCAUUCCGUCUUCACCUUCUCUCUCAUCUCCACUUAUCUUCAACCUCGAUUUCCCCCAAUUUCUAGGGUUUUUGCGCCGAUGUCGCAGAACGGCGGAGCAAUGGAGGCGCCGGAUUUCCACCUCCCCGACGAAGUCUUAGCCGUCAUUCCUACAGACCCGUACGACCAGCUCGAUUUAGCUCGCAAGAUUACUUCCAUGGCGAUUGCUUCUAGGGUUUCGAAUCUCGAGUCGGAGACUACUCGGCUUAAGCAGAAGGUUUAUGAUCAAGACCGUCUUAUUUUUGAGCUUGAGGAGAAAGCUUCUCGCCUUCAACAAGUCUUUCAGGAUGCUGAUUCUCGCUUGAAACUUGUUCAUGAUGAAAAUAUGAAAUUAGUGCAGGAAAGAGAUUCAUUAUCGGCGACAGUGAAGAAAUUGAACCGUGACUUAGGAAAGCUAGAGACAUUCAAGAGACAACUUAUGCAGUCACUCAAUGAAGAUACUUCAGCUGAAGCUGUUGAUAUUGGAACAUGUGAUCAAUCAGUUCCUAGAGCAUAUCCAGAGAAAGAUGAUGGCGCUAAUGGUCACACAAGACACUAUUCUUAUAAUGGCUCUGCUGAAUCCAGAUAUUCAAGCGAUGAUACAGUGAAACAAACUGGUCAAAGAUUUUCAUUGACUCCUUAUCAGAUCACCCCUCGGCUAACUCCUACUGGAACUCCUAAAGUUAUUUCGACUAGUGGCUCCCCCAGAUCUUAUUCUGCUGUUGGAUCUCCCCAGAAAAAUUCUGGGGCAACAACUCCAACUAAAAUGCAGUAUGAUGGACGCACUUCAUUGUCAUCCUGGUAUCCGUCAAGUCAGCAAUCAUCAGCAGCAAACUCACCGCCCCGUGUCCGGGCUUUACCAAGUCGAACCCCUAGAAUUGAUGGAAAGGAGUUUUUUCGCCAGGCUCGGAGUCGAUUGUCAUAUGAGCAAUUCAGCGCUUUUCUGGCAAAUAUCAAGCAACUAAAUGAUCAUAAGCAAUCACGAGAGGAAACCUUGAGGAAAGCAGACGAAAUACUUGGUACAGAUAACAAAGAUCUUUACCUCUCAUUUCAAGGACUACUCAACCGCAACGUGAAUUAGUACUUGCAAACCUGCAGCUUUGAGCCCUUGUGGUGUUGAGUAAAACUUGUUGCAGUUGCUUGCUUGUAGACUUCUUACUCAUGGGGUGUGAAAUUGAGAAUCUAUUUUUGUCUAUUAGGAAGGUUGACUGAUGUCAAUGAACGCAUUGUACUAUUUUCAUUCAGGUUAUGCAAUGUAAAUAAGUUGUCUCUACCUUGUGUCGCCUGCAAAAUCCGGAAGAGCAAGAUCUACAGGGAUUUGUCUUCUGCUUGUGGAUUUUCAUGAAGCCAAAACUUUCCCCUUGAAAGCAUAUUUAUAACUUCCUGCAAUUCCAUGGCCCUGAUAUUUGUUCCUUCAUUUUUGAAAUGUCAGGGAAUUGUUUUUUUUUUCUUUGAUAUUAUUAACAUAUUUAGGCAGCUAUGCCGGUCUGGUUCUGUACGUUGUAUCCUUGGUCAUGGACUCAUGGGUGCUAUUGUAUUUCUGCUUGACCUGCUGUGAGCCUGUGACUUCUUCAUUGGAAGUUUAGUUAGAGGAAAUGUUGUAUUAGGGAAAUUACUUUCUGCUGUAGUUAUACAGGCCCUUCCCUCCGUAAGAACGGUUAUGGUGAAUUGGUGAUGACGGAUAAGUUACAAGUUUAGA